AUGGCGCCCAAGAAGAACGUCCGCGACAUCACCCCCACGGCCGCUGCUGUGCAGGCCAGCGCUGCCGCACCCGCCGCAGCUUCUCAGCCAAAGGCUAAGAAGAGCGGCGAUAGCUGGGACAAGGUGCUGCAGAACAUUUACGACCACUAUAUCCAGGAUACCCCCCAGCGCACCAAGCUGAUUGACGUCUUCCUCGUUCCGGGCGCAUCAUGCGAGACGCACCAGAUACUAACGAGCACACAGCCUUUCAACGCUUUCCUGUCUGGUUUCUCGGCUACGGUUGGACAGUUUGUCCUGACGGCUUCAUUGCGAGUUCAGACCAGCCAGUCCAACAAGACCGAGUUCCCUUCAGUGUCUCCCGAGAGAGCAUUCGCCGACUACGUCGUCUGCAGCUUGAUCCUGCAUUUCUUCUGCGUCAACUUCAUCAACUAG
Messenger RNA from Fusarium vanettenii 77-13-4, 432 nucleotides. RefSeq lists its product as uncharacterized. Gene Ontology annotation, biological process: protein N-linked glycosylation. The transcript is spliced from 4 exons. The coding region runs from base 1 to 432 and encodes 143 amino acids. NCBI's taxonomy places the organism in Eukaryota, Fungi, Ascomycota, Sordariomycetes, Hypocreales, Nectriaceae. Gene Ontology annotation, cellular component: membrane; oligosaccharyltransferase complex. The record is from RefSeq and is a predicted model, not a curated record.